AUGGAAGGAGAGGCGGCGGCUGAGGAGCUGCUAGUGCCGGCUGCCUUCGUGGCUCCUCUGCAGCCUGAGAUGGCCGCCGCUGUGGUGCUGCCGGAGCGGCUCCAGCGGCGGGAAGCGGAGCGGCAACAGGGCGUAGAACGGCAGCGGCAGAAGAAGGAAGCGCAGGUGGUGAAGGAGGAGCAGAGCGAGUUUUUCAUCGCUGCUUUCGCCCAGGAGCGAGAGGCCGUGGAGGCGCUUAUUGUGGCGGGGCAGCUGGAGGAGGCGACUGGCCGCUUGCAAGGACUGCAGAAGCUGCUAACGGAGAGCGUGCGAUUCUUAGCGCCCUAUGAGGUACGGCAGGGGCAGGAGGCCGUGGCGCGGCUCCAGGGGGACCUGGCGGUCCGACGCCAGCAGCUGCAGCCCAAGAAGAAAUUCGCCUUCCGAGCUCUCAAGAAAGAAGCGGCUCCAGGGAGCGAAUCGCGCCCCGCGGAGCCCGCCUGGCCUGUAACUGCCGCGCAGGCCCUCCGCCACGGCACCGCCGAGGGGGAGCCGGGCGGGCCGCCGCUCUGCGGGUUCAGCGGCGUCGAGGACAAGGAGCUGGAGCUUGGUCCUCGUGAGCUGCUGCAGCGCGACGUGAUGCUCUCCGAGCUGCGCGGCUGCCGGGUGCGGCUCCGCGGCAACGCUAACACGCUGCGGGUGCGGGACUGCCAGGGUUGCACUGUGCUCUGUGGGCCCGUUUCAACCUCGGUGUUGGUGGAUGGCUGCAACGACUGUGUCCUAGUGCUGGCCUGCCAGCAGCUCCGCACUCAUCGCACCCGUGACACCUGGUUCUACGUGCAGGUGACUAGCCGAGCCGUAAUCGAGGACUGCACCAAGGUCUCCUUCGCCCCCUACACCUGGAGCUAUCCUGGCAUCGAGGGAGAUUUCGAGUCUUCUGGGCUGGACAGAAACAGAAACAAUUGGAAUCUCGUGGAUGAUUUUGACUGGCUGGCGACUGACAAACCUUCGCCCAACUGGAGCCUGAUCCCCGAGCAGGAGAGAAUCAGUUGCUGGGACUAGACUGGAGAGGCAGCUCGGUGCUGAGCAAGAAACUCUGGUGUAAACACAUUGAUUCAUAAAGUGUGGGAUUUAAUCCCCGAAAUGCCAUUAAUGGUUGCAUUCGGCAUUUAAAUUGUGAAUUGAAAUGUACGACUAGUGGCUUUUUUUUUUUUUAAUUAAAUACCAGUCAAAUACAGUUUACUGUUCUUUCACAAGUUGCUGCUAUAAUCUUUAUGUGGCACUGUGGAAUUUAACAACUGCUGCAGUGCCUCAUUGCUGAGUUUCUCUAAUUUGGUGGGGCAAGGGGCAUGGAUGCACAAACAGCAGUGAGCAUCUAUUACAGCUGUUGUGCUACUUUUGCUCAUCCAGGUAGAAGCUGAGUUAGCUGCAAGUAGUACAAUAUAAAGAUCAAAUACCACAUUUUUCAUGUUUUGUUCUCAACUUGCAGGUAAUAGUACGCUGUAUCUUAUGGUGAGUAUGGGAGAGGACUCUUGUAAUGGGGACAGAACGUUGAAACUGAACAGUGUAUCAGACUGAGAUGAAUCUUAGGCUAUGAUAUAUUUAUGAACCAGGUUCUUUUAAUGUGGGAUAAAUCUGUAAGUCUUAUUUUCUUAGGCUUUUAUUUCAAGUGAGAUAAGCCUAAAGGAUAAAAAGUAACCUAAUGAGUGUUCAGUACUCUCCCAAUAUUAAUGAUUGUUAACAAACCUAUCGAAGCUAUAUCAAUACUAAAUCUUUACAGUCUGAAAAUAGUGUGAGAGGAUCCUUCUUCCAUUAACAGAUUUAACCAGAAACGGGUAAAGUGAGUGCUUUUGAGGGUGUACAGUAAGUGGUGAUUAACAUUACUGAAGCUAGGUAAAUUGCUUUGCUGAAGUCUGAAAUUUCAGGGGAGAGAUGUUGAGGUAUAUCCUACCAGCUGUUUCAUCUGUCUACUAGAUAGUAGGCUUUAUGGUGCUGUCAUCUUAAUUUACAGCACUGCUACUGCAUAAGUGUCGUGUUGGCAGAGUGAGUUAAAAAAAUAGGAAUAUGCGGUGCCAUAUUCCAGUUCCAAAGCUGCAUGUUAUCUUGCAUACAGUGCACUGUAAUUUAAGCCCUAUUAUUUUUCACUCCUGAUAAAUUAAAUAAUUUAGAGUAUUGAAUACAGUAUUUUUACUGAAUACAGUAUUUUUACAAUGCCUUAAUAGUUGUGGUGAGAUGACUGCCACCCAUAAAGUGUACAUAGUAGUUCUAGGUUUCCAAAACCACUGCUUGACUUGUGACAUUUUGCAAGAAAUUAUUAUCCUGCCUAAGAGUCAGCUUAGAGUUUUAUUUUUAAAAUGCCAAAUUUAUACUGCCCUGCCCUCAUACAUGUCUCUAACAGAAAAUGAAUACUAGCUGAACCAUCAAAACUGCUUCAUUGCAUUGAGAAGUACUUGAAGCUGAGUACCUGACUGGUUUCGAGCAGAGAAACUUUUUAUCUAAGUUGUCAGCAUAUUUAAAAGGAGAGAAAAAAGGGUUUGGUUUUGGUUGGGGUUUUUUUUGAUUGGUUUUUCUUUUUGUU
Messenger RNA from Indicator indicator, 2554 nucleotides. RefSeq names its product tubulin folding cofactor C (gene TBCC). The record is from RefSeq and is a predicted model, not a curated record. Lineage: Eukaryota; Metazoa; Chordata; Aves; Piciformes; Indicatoridae. The transcript has a single exon. Gene Ontology annotation, molecular function: tubulin binding. The coding region runs from base 1 to 1038 and encodes 345 amino acids. Gene Ontology annotation, cellular component: cytoplasm. Gene Ontology annotation, biological process: tubulin complex assembly; post-chaperonin tubulin folding pathway.